Adineta ricciae is the source of this 1326-nucleotide messenger RNA. NCBI's taxonomy places the organism in Eukaryota, Metazoa, Rotifera, Eurotatoria, Adinetida, Adinetidae. The record is from the annotation of a GenBank genome assembly.
AUGAAAUUUCGCUUGAAAUUUCAUACAUCAACGUAUUUAAUCAGUCCAGAUGAUAUUAACGACGACUUAUCGAUCGUGGAGUUGAAAACUAAAAUUAAAAAACGGUUUUUAUCCUUGAGAAAGUCAAAUUUUCAUUUAUCCGCUAAUGGAUCAAGUGUCUUAAGUGAAGAAAAAAAAUUAUCAGAAUCCGAUCUUCAUGUGGGAGAUGCUGUAUAUGUAAUCAAUGAAACGAUGUCUUCAUUAUCAAUGGACCAACCGUUGACAUUAGAUGAAGUGCGAGAUAUACACACGUAUCCCGUUAUAAUGCAUCGCUUGGUUGAAUGUUCACAUCCCGAAAAUGACUUUGAUUUCAUUGUUUUGGCGUUGCACGCACUGAUGUUGGAAAGUGGAUUUCAAACGGACACCGACAAUGACUACGAUUUGACGAAAACAAGAAAAUCAUCGACAUUCUAUGUUAUUCGCUAUCGUCAUAAAUUAUGUGAAGAAGAACGUAUUCGAUGUUCAUUAGCAAUCAUGAAAACUGAUUCAUUGGUGACUAUUGAUGGAGUUGUUAAUUCCAUUUCACAAGCAUGUGGAAAACUAUCAUUUAACAUUGCGAAAUAUUUGUAUACACAAAAGGAAGCAAUGGCUCUCGAUGCUGUUCUUCCAUACCAUGAUCUACAACAUCUUUCUCGAUCAUUCAAAGAUAAUCUAGCGAAUCGUUUAUUGUGUAAACUACUGGAAGAGUCAGGCCAGCGGUCUAGUGCGACGCUGAUUGGAUUGCCCAAUGAAAUUAAACUUCGCCUAGCAAAGUACCUUCCGAUAAAAUCGCUACUAGCUCUCCAAGCCACAUGUCGCGAUAUUCACAAUACAUUAAAUGACAAUCUUCUUUGGCAUGAUCUCUGUGUUCGUGAUUUUGAAAAAGCGGCACUAGUGUCAAUUCCUCAAACAUCGGAUAAUGCAGCAAAUGAAAAAAAUUGGCAGAAACUUUAUCGAAUAAUGUAUGCUCAAAAACAACCAACGCCUCGUCAUCAAAUCAAAUCAUCUCCAUUUUUUCAUCCGACAUUAUUCUCAUUCUUUCCACCGAAUCAUCCCACACAUCGAUUACUCUUUCCAGAUACCUCACCUCCGUUUCAUCCGUUUUCUCCCGCAAUCUACCGGCCGAUUCCACCAGGCAUUUUUCGGAUCUGUACAGCAAAUACUCAACAAGCUCAAUCACCUCAACCGCAACAAGCUCAACAUCAUAUCUACUGUCAACCAUUUUUUGGCUUAAAAUGGGUUGUGAUUUUCGCAGCGGCUACAAUGAUUCCAAUCCCACCAUGUUUUCAUCCUGUUUGGCUUGGCUAA